CAUGAUUCCAUUUUUAUAUUACGUCUCGAGAUAACUCUUCUCAGAGUGUCAUACUAAUAUGUCCCAUCAUCAAGUUCGAGGUGACUGGCUAAGAUACUACCAGUUUCCUUCGCAGAGGAGCAACCGAAACAUAAUGCGGAUGAUGAAGACUACGCGAUUCUGCGAGAGUUGGACUAGGAAUGUUUGUGAGUCUACGCUAUCCAUACGGCACAUAUAUAAAGCCCCUCGACUUUAACCUCAUAUUCACGAUGAAAGAGCCCGCUAUCAGUCCCAUAGAUAGAUUCCUUUUCUUCUCUCUUCGCUCUUCAAAAAAUCCGACAACAUGGACGCGUUACCUACGGUCGCAAUAGUCCUAUUGGCUAUCACCUUGGUUGUGAUGGGAUUUGGAAUACUGAAGACAUGCCGGGUAGUGGAAAAUCAUCCUCGACCCGAACCCCCGAGCUGUUUCCAUUUUUUCCCCAAACUUCCUACGGAGCUCCGACUCAUGAUAUGGGCAUAUUGGUGCGGGAAGCAGCCUGCAGUUCGCCACUAUAUAAGCUACGACAAAGACCGUUAUGAUUACCGAAAGUUCGACGUGCAGCUUGAAAAAUUCACGGCUAGCUUUACUGUAAUAAACCAACGGAGGACGAAUUAUAGCCGUUAUAUGGACCCGAUGACAUCCGAAAUAUUGGCUGGCGAUGUUGUAAGAGGGAUCCAAAUUUGGGACGAACCACCAUGGACAAACUUGAAGGAUAGCGUUUUCUUCAUCCAUUACAAGCAUAUUGAAGGGUUCAAUGACACGGUUUUAAGAGAUAAUCUCCUGGGCCUCUACCGAACUCCGGUGCGGACAGUGUACGGCAGCUGGCGUUUUCUACACCGGGAUUAUUGGUGGCGACAGAUCCGGCAUUUAGCUUUCACAGUACCAGAAUCCGGAGAGUUCACUGCCUUACAUGAGGAGUUCUUCUCCUGGUUUCGCGAUCUAAAAUCCGUGUUCUUGUUGCAUUUUUGUGGCCCGCCGCGCUUCAGGUGGCGCCGAAUGCCAGUGAUCCCCGCGAAUCCUGGAGAUCCUCUGAGAUCGAAGGGAUUUAUGAAGUUUGACGACUUGGCUACUCUUGCGUACCGCCCCAGCAAAGCCAUGACCUCCACAUACCGACGGCUCGGGUUUAAAAUACGAAAGGGCGAUCCCUGUUUUAGGCGCAUCGCAACUAAUUUCGCUGGGGAGCUGGAGGCAACGUGCCGUCUCCGCUAUGGCAAUAUUGAUAUACAGAUCGUAGAAGAUAUAAGCCAGGGUUUUCCUAUUAAGACAUGGGGUUUUGAGGGAAAUGCGAUGCUCCCUAAUAGGGAAUGAGAAACUUGUGUACUAUUGUAAUGACUACUUAGUAGGGCGUACGAUCAUCGUGGCGGAGUAGCACUCAUCAACUACUCAUCAACUCGAUCUAGAUUUCAUAUAACUCAUAGAAGCUGAAUGAGUUUUGGGUGAGAAUCGGUUUGGCUAUUAUCUCCUAUUUCAAUCAAGAUAGGGGGUGCGUGUAGACAUUAUUUGG
Messenger RNA from Hypoxylon trugodes, 1523 nucleotides. RefSeq lists its product as uncharacterized. The record is from RefSeq and is a predicted model, not a curated record. NCBI's taxonomy places the organism in Eukaryota, Fungi, Ascomycota, Sordariomycetes, Xylariales, Hypoxylaceae. The transcript has a single exon. Bases 323 to 1327 code for a protein of 334 amino acids.